Messenger RNA from Diaporthe citri, 1302 nucleotides. RefSeq lists its product as uncharacterized. The transcript has 3 exons. Gene Ontology annotation, cellular component: nucleus. Lineage: Eukaryota; Fungi; Ascomycota; Sordariomycetes; Diaporthales; Diaporthaceae. Bases 1 to 1302 code for a protein of 433 amino acids. Gene Ontology annotation, biological process: poly(A)+ mRNA export from nucleus. The record is from RefSeq and is a predicted model, not a curated record.
AUGUCCGACAUCGAGGACAACGACUCCCGCCAGGCGUCAGCCGCGCCUGAGGACGAUGCCAUGUCCGACCGCGACUCCGAUAUCCUGUCCGACGUCGACGUCGGCGACCUCGAGGAGUACGAUCCCCUCAAGGCCAACAUCGAGCAGCGGCCCGUGGACAUCGACGAGGACGUCGCCAAAUCUCUCAAGGCUACCAAGCGGAAGCGCGCCGAGGGCGAGACGGCAAAGAGGCCCAAGGAGGGCCGAAGGCCCAAGAAGCGCCGCACCGAGGACGGCGACGAGGUUAGCGCCGCCGACGGCACCAUAAUCGAGGGCAAGAGGCGGCGCGCCGGCGCUGGGGAGGGCGGCGGUGGCGAGAAGAAGUCCAAGGCCCGCUCCAAGCGGCCGACGCCGGAGCCGGAGAACGACGAGCACCUGACGCCCGAGCAGAGGCGGGCGAGGGCCAUCGAGAAGGCGAUGGAUGCGGCCAUCAAGGGCAAGAGCAACAAGAGGCGUACCAAGAAGGACGAAGUGGAUCUGGAAGAGGAGCUCGACGAUAUCAUCGCGGACCUGAAGGUCAGGAUGGAGACCGCGUGCCAGGAGGACAACUUGGCGCGCGACGACGAUCGCGCCGCCGUGGCCAAGAUCAAGCUGCUGCCUGAGGUCAUGACACUGCUGAACCGGCAGCACAUCCAGCACGCCAUUCUGGACCCAGAGACGAACUUCCUGCAGGCGGUCAAGUACUUCCUCGAGCCCCUGCGGGCCGACGGGAGCUUGCCCGCCUACAACAUCCAGCGCGAGAUCUUCACCGCCCUGACCAAGAUGCCCAUCGAGAAGGAGGCCCUGUCGUCCAGCGGCAUCGGCCAGGUCGUGCUCUUCUACACCAAGACCAAGCGCGCCCAGCCAGAGAUCAAGCGCAUGGCUGAGCGGCUCAUGGGCGAGUGGAGCAGGCCCAUCCUCCAGCGGACCGAUGACUACAAGAAGAGGCAGAUCGAGGCGCGCUAUAUCGACCCAGACGCCCUCAAGUACAGAGGCCCCGGCUCCCAGUCGGCCCCCUCAUCGCAACAGUCCCUCGCCCACCGCCCUGGGAACAACGGCAAGAAGCAGAGCUCUGUGUCCGAGAGGCUGGCGGCCAAGCGAGCCGCCGCCCUCGAGCCCGUACGGGCGAACCCGAACCGUGCCCGCCCCGCCGGCAUGCCAGUCAGCUACACCAUCGCGCCCAUUUCGCAGCUCGGCAGCGGCAGCGGGCCCGAACACAGGCCCGUCGGCGCGGGCAGCAUGGAGGCGUUCAGGAAGAUCACGCAGGGCAAGAAGAAGAACUAG